This is a messenger RNA of Arabidopsis thaliana (thale cress), 814 nucleotides long. RefSeq lists its product as uncharacterized. The record is from RefSeq and is marked reviewed. Bases 112 to 501 code for a protein of 129 amino acids. Lineage: Eukaryota; Viridiplantae; Streptophyta; Magnoliopsida; Brassicales; Brassicaceae. The transcript has a single exon.
UUACAUUCUCAACAAAAACUCGCUGAUUUGAUCUCUCGUCGAUAUAACAAUAGAGGUGUCUUACGCGUGAUCUGAAACCUAGAUUCGAUUCAGUCAGAACUUUUGUCGAAGAUGGAAAGACAAAUCAUGGCUUCUUCUAAAAAGGUACAACGGGAAGAGAAUACGAAAGAGGAAUAUUUACCAAACAAGCAAGUUUCAGAUGAAUCAGAACAACUUGAGAAGAGUUGUUUGACAGAAGAAGAAGAUGCGUGUUUGUCUGAUGCUAGUCAUAGCAGUAAGAAGACGAUAAGGGAAGAUGCAAUUUGUGAAUCAAAGAAUAGAAAGAAGUAUAAGCCAAGCAACGAAUCUGGAUUCAACACGUUAUUUGAUGAUGACUGGCUUUUUGGUAACAAUCAGCAAAAGAAUGUUGUUACCACUAAUAAAGCCGCUAUCAAGAACGAUGCAGAGAUGAUCAUGAAGUUGCUGCAGAGAUCAUGUGGAGAUUCCUUGUUUCCUAGCUAAGGCCCAGUUUUCGCCUCAAUUCGGAAUAUUUGUAUUACCAUAUACAGUUCCGUUCUAACUGUCUCUGUAUUGUUUUCUCAUCCCUCGAUCGGAUUUAGCCUUAGCCUGUGAUCUAUUCGGGUAUGUAUAUUUCAUAUCCUAUCAUGAAUAUCUCUGUUAACUCGUAAUCUGUAUAAUUUUUUGUCGUACAAGAGUUUCCUUUUUGUAGAUUUCCUUUUCCUUGUAGUAUUGGUUAUCUACUUAUCUUGUAGUCUCACAUUCUUAUCAUGAAUAUCUCUAUUUACUCAUAUUUGUAUAUAAUUUGUUGUACAAG